GUAGAGGUAUUCAUAUUUAGAUUAAUUCUCAUGGUUGUUGUAACUACAUCAUGUUAAAUUUUUAUAAAAGAUUAUUUAAAGUUUCGCAAUAAAUGUAGUGCUAUAUAUAGCAUGCUGCUGCAGAAGACUCUUGCACUAAAUAACCAGUUUGAGUAGGUGGUGGUGGUCACGUUAUAUACUUGCAAGAAGUUAUGGAUUCCACUGAGGGGGACAUGGUGGCGGUCGGAGAGAUGCUGAUUCAGCCGCAGCGGCGCGAGGUGGUGGUGCCGAGAGACCCCGGGCUUCAGGGUCUUGAUCAGGAUCACCGGAGUAGUAGUAGUGAUGAUAGUGAUGGUGGUGAUGGUAUGGACAUUAAGAAGGCUAGCAAUGGCAAUGGACAUCAUGUUAUGAAAGCUGAGGCAGAAAAUUUUGGAAAAAGUGUUUACUUUGAUGAGGGUUCAGGAUUUUGGAAAUGUCGACACUGCGUUUGGACUUAUGGAAUGGGAAAUCGUCGUAGGUUUAACUUGUCUGAUUUUAGAGAUUCAGCCGAUGAACUGUCUCUUCACAAGGAAAAGAAUGGAGUUGCAGAGUCAGAUGUGAAGCAAAAGAUUUCGGAUCCUAUUCAAGGUUAUUCAGAGGACAACGAAAUUUUACCUGAGACAUCUCAUGAACCAGAAAUUAAACCUGAAAUUCCUUCUGCCAAAGUGAAAUCAAAGCAUGUAAAACUUGAGAACCUGAUUGAAGAAAGUGACGAUGAUGAGGAUGUUAUAGAAUUGGAAUUCGAGAGGGAGAUCAAGAGGCGGGAUACACAUACUAUGCACUGUCCUAAUUGUAAUGCUGUCAUAACCAAAGUUGUUCUUCGUAAAAAAAGAACCAAAAAGGGACUAUCUGCUACUCCUCCACAGCCUGAACCUGUUGACCUUCUCGGGUGCUUGUCAUGCUGCAGUGUAUUCGUUCCUUCAGGAAAUUGUUUCAGUUGGAUCAGGCUUCUGGCAAAUGGAGGGGAGGAUAGUGAAGUUCCUCAACAAACAAAUAUUUUACAAUCUGGUUCAACUGGAAAUGAUGGAAAUAUGGUGAUCGACAAAGAAGGAGAUUGCUUUAGUUUGUUUCGGAUAUUUGGAAAUAAACCAGAGAAAAAGAGCACACAGAAACCUCCAGAGCAGUCCUCUUAUGAUUCUGCACUUGCUGUUGGGAAUCCAAUAACUAAUCAAGGAGAUGGCCACGCACAGGAUAAAGAUCAAAAUCUUGAAGGAAUACCAAAUGUAGUUCAACCAGUUCCAAAUGGAAGUGCCAUGGUUAACCAAAAUGUAGUUCGACCGGUUCCAAAUGGAAGUUCCAUGGUUAACCAAAACGGUGGCGCCUCAGUUAACCAAAAUGGAGAUGGCAUGUCCACUUCAAACCAUAAAAUUGGAACACAUCCUGGAUAUCCUAAACCUCCACUAUCCACGUCGCCAGCAGACUGCACUAUUGAUGUAGGAGAGCACGUCGCUAGUGUUCCUCAAGGAAAUGGCACUAGUGUGGGUGAAGAACCGCAAUCCUUACCAGGCAUAAUACAAGAAUCUCGUGGAGAAAUACCAACUAGAUUGACAGGAACUGGAGAUUCCAAGUCACUGGAGAUUGUGAAAAGUAUAGUCUAUGGAGGCUUAAUGGAAUUCAUUACAAGCCUAAGUAUUGUUACUUCUGCAGCUGCAUCUGGAGCUACAAUGCUGAAUCUUCUGACUAUCGGGCUUGCAAAUCUGAUCGGUGGACUUAUCAUCAUCGGUCAUAAUCUGUGGGACUUGAAAAGCGAUCAAUGUGAAGGGGCAUCCAACAAAUAUCAAGAACAACUUGGCAAAAAAGAAAAUUUCCUACUACACGCAACAUUUGCAGUGUUAUCAUUCCUCGUAUUUGGCCUAAUUCCUCCCGCGACAUAUGGCUAUGCAUUUGAACAGAUGAACGAUCAGAAUCUCACGCUAGGGGCAGUCGCGAUAGCCUCUUUGUUAUGCAUCAUCAUAUUGGCGUCUUGCAAGGCAUAUAUUAUGAAGUCGGAAAAGUUGAGCAUGUACAUUAAAACUAUAAUGUACUAUGUCUGUAUCGCGCUUAUGGUAUCGGGGAUUUCUUAUGAGGCAGGAGAUCUGAUCAACAAACUCAUGGAGAAUUAUGGUUGGUUCGAGAAGACUUCAGCAUUCCCUCUGUCUCUUCCUGGCGCGAGCUCGAGAAUUAAUCGAGUUCCCUGGACAUCCUACUGAAGAUGUUGUGGAGAUUUUGAGUUCAACAGAGUUUGUUUGCUUUGUAUUAUGUGUAUGAAAUGAAGACAUUUCACAACUGUUUUUUGACUGAUUGUUAUGAUGACUGUUCA
Molecule: messenger RNA, 2317 nt
Organism: Daucus carota subsp. sativus
Lineage: Eukaryota; Viridiplantae; Streptophyta; Magnoliopsida; Apiales; Apiaceae
Product: membrane protein of ER body-like protein
Exons: 9
Coding region: 192-2207 (671 amino acids)
Source: RefSeq, a predicted model, not a curated record